CCUUGUUUCCUCGCUGUCUUCCCGUCCCAGCAGCGAGGCCAGUUUUCGACUGACUUCACCUGCUCGGCAACGCGCGAAUCUGCCUGCCUGCCCUCGGUUCGGGGCCGCCCCGCAAGAAGCACUGGUGUGCAUGGCCGCCCGGAGUUACAGCGCGCAUGGAGUCCGAAGACUACACCACCACGCCACACCGAAUACGACACCCCGACAGGGCCGGCACGUGGCUCGGUUUUUGCGGGCCCAAAACCAGAAAGAUAGCCCAAAACCGAAAAUACCGGCCAAAACCAGAAAUACCGGCCAAAACCAGAAAUACCGGCCAAAACCAGAAAUACCGGCCAAAACCAGAAAAACCGACCAGCACCAGAAAAACCGACCAGCACCAGAAAUGCGGCCCAAACAGGAAUCCUCGCGCACCCCAGGCUGCUCCAGGGCCUUGGCUGCCUCGCCUUCCAUUAGUCCGCAGCCUGGAAUACCCCGAGCACCCGUACCUCCGCGAAACAGGAGGAAAAAAAGACUCAUUUCGUCAUGGGGAAAAAAGAGGCCCAUCAGGAACAAACCCCACGUCAUCCCAGGACCCUUUUUUCCGGACCCUGUAUUCCGAUCCUGCCCCAGGACCUUCUCUACUAGGACCUUCUCCAGCACCAGCACCCUUUUCUCCAGGACGCGUGCGUUUCUCCUGGGCGCCUGCUUUUGUCCCGAUCCUCGCUUCCCUCCACGGCGCUCGCAUUUCUAGCCCCAGCCUAGAACAAACACGCCCUCACGCCCGGCCCUGGACCCAGUCUCGCAGCCCGGCCCCAGCUCUGCCCGAAAAGCACUCCCCGUUUUUUUCGGCCUGCGCCAGCAGAGUCCCCCGCCACACCGCCCACACCCCAAUUCCGCACCUCCAGCCCACGGCCUUUCUCCCCA
Messenger RNA from Metschnikowia bicuspidata var. bicuspidata NRRL YB-4993, 903 nucleotides. RefSeq lists its product as uncharacterized. NCBI's taxonomy places the organism in Eukaryota, Fungi, Ascomycota, Pichiomycetes, Serinales, Metschnikowiaceae. The transcript has a single exon. The record is from RefSeq and is a predicted model, not a curated record. Bases 131 to 730 code for a protein of 199 amino acids.